AUGGUGAACUGCGAUGGCCAGUCUAACCAUGCUCUUGCUGAUGAUGAAGAUCUCGUUUUUGAAAUCCUCACAAGGCUACCUGUUAAGUCUUUGAUGCGAUUUCGUAGCGUAAGCAGACCUUGGCGUGCUUUGAUCUCCCAGUCUCACUUCAUUAAGAAGCACCAGAGCCACGCAAACAGUGGCAUCGCCAAGAACAGCAGCUCCAGGGUUAUUUUCCUGACGAAUCCUCCCACCUUCAUACGAUUGGAAGAUUUGGAGAGUCUCAGUAGUGAUGGUCUAGAUCUUGUUACUCCUACAAAGCUUGCACUGCCGGUAAUACUGGUCGGUGUUCCUUUGAUUGAAUGCGAACACAGCUUUACCUCCUUCGCCGAUCAGACCACCGUUCAGGUUUUUGCCCUAAAAUGGGAUUCUUGGAAUUUUCAUGAAUGGUGCGGGGAUAUUAACACCUUGAAAGGGCAGGGGCACUUCUUAAACGGAGCUCUGCAUUGGUUGGAGUUCGAGUCAUUGGAGUUUCAAGGGGGCUCGAGAAUCAUGUCAUUUCAUUUAGGUGAGGAGAAGUUCGAAGAGAUUCCAACACCCUUCGAUGGUGAAGUUAUUAGAGGAGCACCGGGUGGUUUUAAUGGGUUCAUGACGUUCAAGAAUCGCCUAUGUGUGUAUUCUGGUGCGUUUUUCCCCUCUCCAUUUACUAUACGCAUGCUGGAGAAGUAUGAGGAUAAGGAAUCCUGGGUAGAGAUUUUAAACGUAGAUUCAAAUGUUGUUCUUGACUUUGGUGAUAAAAUACUUUACUUGAAGCCUCUGUGCAUUCUGGAAAGUGGUGAAAUUUUGGUGGAUAAUGUAGAAGAAGGCCAUGGAUCUGUGUUGGCAUUGUAUAAUCCUGACGAAAGAACAUCCAGGGAUCUUGUUCAUAACCAUAAGCAUUUGUAUUUUGACACCAUUAUCUGUGAAGAAACUUUAGUUUCACCAGUAAUCGGCAGUGGCGGAGACAACGAUGCUGCACCAGCAACUUUGUGA
Fragaria vesca subsp. vesca is the source of this 1011-nucleotide messenger RNA. Its product is annotated as putative F-box protein At3g16820-like. The transcript has 2 exons. The coding region runs from base 1 to 1011 and encodes 336 amino acids. Gene Ontology annotation, molecular function: protein binding. NCBI's taxonomy places the organism in Eukaryota, Viridiplantae, Streptophyta, Magnoliopsida, Rosales, Rosaceae. The record is from RefSeq and is a predicted model, not a curated record.